Messenger RNA from Saitoella complicata NRRL Y-17804, 1902 nucleotides. RefSeq lists its product as uncharacterized. Gene Ontology annotation, biological process: intracellular iron ion homeostasis; iron ion transport; copper ion import. Gene Ontology annotation, cellular component: plasma membrane. Bases 1 to 1902 code for a protein of 633 amino acids. The record is from RefSeq and is a predicted model, not a curated record. The transcript has 3 exons. Lineage: Eukaryota; Fungi; Ascomycota; Saitoellomycetes; Saitoellales; Saitoellaceae. Gene Ontology annotation, molecular function: ferric-chelate reductase activity.
AUGUCGGGCAUGGACAUGUCCUCCAUGGACUCCUCUUUCGCUCCUGGAGAUCAGGAAUUCGCCAAGUAUUUCUGGUAUGCGGUCGCUGCUGUCAUCGCCACCGCCGGCGUCGUGAAUGUUGCACACCAUGCGAUUUGUUUCCAAAGGUUACGAGCUUCCAGGCGCGGCGACGUCGCUCCAUCCCGACCACGGAAUUUUGUGUUGAAGAGUUGGGCAACAAUCACCGCCAUUACGCGAGAAUGUUCUUACCCGCAGUGGCUUCCGUCAAAGAGUUUUCCGCAGCUGCAUUUGCCGCCGUUAUCGAAUUUGUAUAUCAUCCUCGCCUACCUCGUCCUUGUCGUUUCGGUUACGUUUGCUAAAGUAUGGGUGUCGGGAAGCUAUAAGUGGGAAUCGGUAGCAUAUCGUGCGGCAUGGAUCAGUGUUGCUCAGCUUCCCCUUCUCUUCAUCUUGGCCGGGAAGAACAACCCCAUCGGCUGGAUCACCGGCACUUCCCAUGAACGCCUUAACUACAUCCACCGCUGGGCUGCGCGUGGAUUGUUGUUAACUUCCACUGUUCACUGGGGUUACUUCAUCACGGAGUGGAAUCACUACGGCGUCACGAAGCAGCAGUUCAAGAAUUAUCCGAUGGCUAAGUCUGGGUUCGCUGCGUGGGGUAUCCUGUUGUGGAUCGUCCUCAGCAGUUUCGCGCCGAUCCGUGGAUGGAGGUAUGAGUUCUUUGUGUUGCAGCAUAUCGCCAGUGCUGUUGCGUUCUUGGUGAUGGUGUACGUACAUAUCCCUGCCACUGCUCGUGCGUACUUGUGGGUACCGGUUGCAUUCUGGGCGUUUGACCGUACUGUUCGUACGGUGAUGAUUGGAUGGAGCUGCUGUUCGAAGGACAAGUCCAUCACUUCCAGCAAGACUCUUCUCGGCAACCAAGCCAUGAUCGAGGCUCUUCCUGGACACACUACUCGGGUCACCAUUGAGGCUCCGACAUUGUCCUCGUGGACUCCCGGUCAGCAUCUCUUCCUCCGCAUCCCGAGUCUCGGGUUGGUUGAUGCUACGCAAUCUCACCCUUUCACCAUCGCGUCUAUCCCGUCUGACAAGAAGCUCACCUUCCUUAUCAAGGGUAAGCGUGGGUUCUCCGGCAGACUCUGGAAGUGUGCAGCGGAGAUGCUUCCACCCGCGAACGAACGCAAGAUGGGUGCCAUCAUUGAUGGACCAUACGGUGUAUCACCCAUGGUGUGGGCAUAUGAUACUGUCGUGUUGGUUGCUGGAGCUUCCGGAGUUACCUUCACAUUGCCCAUCUUGAUGGAUCUGGUCGAGCGUGCGAGGAAGGGAAGGGACUUUUCUGCUGUGAGGAGGUUGCACUUCAUCUGGGUUAUCAAGGCCUACGCGCAUACAGCAUGGUGCGCAGAAGAGCUCGGUAAGAUCAGGCUGUUGGUGCAGGAGAAGGGAUUUAGGGGAUUGGAGGUCAAAAUUGAUAUUCAUGUCACUUGUGAUGAGACGUUUACUGCGAAUGCGGAGCUUGGGAACUUUGGCGCUGAUGGGGUUGCGGGGUUGAAGACGACUUGUGCGGAUGGGAAGUGUUGUUGUGCGACGUCUAGGUCGAGCAGUGAUGAUGAGAUUGAGGUGAUUGGGGUGAAUACGGGAUGCAAUUGCAAUUGCACCGUCCCGCCUCCUCCCUCGUCCUCUACAGGCUCCACGCCUCUGCUUCCGGCAUUCUCAGGUAGACCAGCGUUGAAGAAGCUGUUGAAGGAGGAUUUGGAGCAAGCAUUCGGAGAGACGGGAGUGGUCGUCUGCGGACCUACCGCUCUUGGAGCAAUGAUGAGGAACACGGUGAUUUCUCUCAGUGACGAGAGGGCUGUGCACAAGGGAACCGGGGCGCAGGGAAUCUACCUUCAUGUGGAGAGUUUCAGAUGGUAA